UCUUGUUUCAUUUUAUUAAAAUGCUUUAACAUUUUAGCCUGAACUGAAAACUGAAGGACAUGUAUGUGUUGAUUCAUCUCCAAAGAAAGGAAUGAUUGCGAGAUUAUUUCAGUGGCUGUCACAGAAGUACCAGUAUACUUUAGAUUGCUGGACUCCUUAUGUUGUUUCAAGAUGGACUGCUACAGUUAUUCUACUUUUAUUAUAUUUACUUAGAGUAUUUUACUUAAAGGGGUGGUACAUAAUCACUUAUGCUUUAGGAAUAUACCAUCUGAGUUUAUUUAUUGCAUUCCUGUCUCCCAAAAUUGAUCCUGCUACUCAUGAAGAUUUUGAUGAUGGUCCAGAAUUACCUACUACUAUAAAUGAGGAGUUUAGACCAUUCAUUCGAAGAUUACCAGAAUUUAAAUUUUGGUAUUCAGCUACAUGGGCAAUUUUUGUUGCAACAUUUUGUACCUUUUUUGACUUUUUCAAUAUACCUGUUUUUUGGCCUAUUUUGUUGUUGUAUUUCAUACUUUUGUUCUGUGUGACAAUGAAGAGACAGAUUAAGCACAUGAUUAAAUAUCGGUAUUUGCCUUGGACAACUGGCAAAGCUACUUAUAAAGGAAAAGAAGACACUGGAAAAAUAGUUACUACGUGAUGUGGAAAACAGUAUCGUUUCACAUUUAAUGAUUUUUUGAUCUGCAGAUUUCCUGAAAUAAAAAUUGCAUAUGAAGAGUGAGGUUACAUGUUUUUGGGAAUGAUGAAAAUGAAUAAUAAUACAGUGCAAAUUGUUAUAAAAUUUGAAAUUUAUGAAUUUUACAAAGUGGGGAACUAUGUUUUUUUAUGUCAAAGUAUUGACAGUGUUUUAAAUUUAAAAUGUAUGAUUGCAUUUGAACAGUGUUAAGAAAGUUCCAAAUUCGAAUGUUUGUUUAGAAUCAAAUCUGAAAUAUUAAUGCAGUAUCAAAACUAAAAUUUUUAUCUGAAUUUCACUUUUGUUAUUUUAAAUAAUGCACAAUUUUAUGUGUCAUGUAACUUCAGACUUGAGCUGCACUUCUUAUUUAGGUUUUUAAGACACAAAGUUAGGAUAUAUCUUAAAUUCAAAACAAAUAUUUUUAUUUAUUUAUUUUCUCAACUUCAUCUUUUUUUUUUUUUUUAAAUACCUUGGAAAUUCUUGGAGAUCCUCGGCAAUUCUUGAAAAGAUAGCCCUGAAGAAAUUAUCAAAAAAAUCUUUUUCUCCUUCCCCUUUUUUAGAUAUUGUAUUAUUAAUGAUUAAAGUGGCACUGAAGGUGAUAUGCUCUGGUGCACUAGUGAAGAUGAGAAUUAAGUUCUGAAAGUGAAGGUGCUGACAAUAUAUGUGAAGAAGAUAGUAAAUAAAUUAAGUAGUUUGUUUUGUUUAUGUUGGUACAUAAACAAAAUAAAAUCAUACCUGUUUUUUAUUAUUUUUCCAGUUUUCCAAUUUUGAACUUCUAUUAUUCUUAAAUUCCAAGCCAACUAAUUUUAUUAAUUUUUACAAUUUUCCAAUUUUAAGAAUCUAAUGAAACUUAAAUUUGAACUAACACUGUAGAUAAUUGUCAGAAUCAUAAAGUAAUAUAAGUAGUUCUGUACUAAUUUAUGGCUGCCUGUUGUAAAGAAAAAGUAUUUAAUGAAUUAAAUUUUUAUAAAAAUAAAUGCAAAUGUCUUUCUGAAUUAAUAAUCUUUUUUUAAAAGCAAAGGUUAGGUUUUUAACUCAGGAAAUUUAUAUUGAAACUAUUUUAAAAUAAAGAAAUAAAAUUAUUUUAUAAUGAAUUUAUCAGUUUUAAAAAAAUGUAUGAAUUACAAUCUUGCAAACAUGCAUUUCAGAAUUUUGAUGAAGUUUUAAAGGUUUUCAACUAAUUUAUUAAAAAAAGAACUUCUGUAAAUAUGUUUUCAUGGUUUUGUUAAUUUUAACAUAAAUGAAUUACUUUUAAUAUUUUAUGAUAAAAAUAUGCAUUGUGUUUUCUUUCUUGGAAGGUUUUGUAAUGCAGCACAAUGUGUGGCUAUUCUAGUGCUGUUUCUUGUUAUUUAAUAAUGCACAGUUAUUUAACAUUUGUCUCAUUAUGUGUGUAUUUAUACUUUAAAUUAUUGUAUGUAUAUUGUGAACAAGUUGUUUUGAUAUUUACAAAAUUACAAUUACAUCAAAAAUAAUAUAGAGUUACUUUUUAGUUAGUUAAAAGAAAGAGAAAAUGUAUCUAAAAGAGCAAUUAUAAUUUCCAGCAUUAGCAUGCUUGAAAAUUUGUUACUACAAAGUAAUCUGUUAAUGUAAUGAAGUAUGUUUUAUUAGAGUCCUUUGGAGUUUUUAUCAUUAAAGGAAAUUGGUAACCUUGCUUCUGUAAA
Molecule: messenger RNA, 2328 nt
Organism: Stegodyphus dumicola
Lineage: Eukaryota; Metazoa; Arthropoda; Arachnida; Araneae; Eresidae
Product: protein RER1-like
Biological process (GO): retrograde vesicle-mediated transport, Golgi to endoplasmic reticulum; protein retention in ER lumen
Cellular component (GO): Golgi membrane
Source: RefSeq, a predicted model, not a curated record